AUGGCCGAGCUUUUAAGGCACCCUAAAGCCAUGAACAUUCUCCAAACCGAGGUCCGCAAAAUUGCCAAUGGCAAGCCAAAUAUAACCGACGAGGACUUGGAGAAAAUGCAUUACGUGCGAGCAGUGCUCAAGGAGACUCUUCGCCUACACCCUUCGCUCCCGAUCUUCCCGCGACUAUCGACCCAGGAUGUCAAAAUCCGAGGCUACGACAUCGCAAAGGGGACUAUAGUGUUCGUGAACGCGUGGACCAUUGGUAGGAACCCAUCAAAGUCGACUGAGCCGAACGAGUUCAAGCCUGAGAGGUUAAUAAAGAGCUCGGUGGAUUUCAAGGGACAGGAUUUCGAGAUGAUUCCUUUCGGUGCUGGCAGGCGGGUUUGUCCCGGGGAAUCGUUCGUGAUGGCGACGAACGAACUUGUCUUGGCGAAUCUGGUGAACAAGUUCGAUUGGGCACUGCCAGAGGGUCUAAAAGCCGAGGAUUUGGACAUGACCGAAUGCCCUGGUAUCACCAUCCAAAGGAAAGUUCCUCUCCUUGCUGUCGCCACUCCAUUUCCGAGUUAA
This is a messenger RNA of Eucalyptus grandis, 558 nucleotides long. RefSeq names its product cytochrome P450 736A117-like. The transcript has a single exon. Bases 1 to 558 code for a protein of 185 amino acids. Gene Ontology annotation, molecular function: heme binding; monooxygenase activity; iron ion binding. Lineage: Eukaryota; Viridiplantae; Streptophyta; Magnoliopsida; Myrtales; Myrtaceae. The record is from RefSeq and is a predicted model, not a curated record.